This is a messenger RNA of Tachysurus vachellii, 1243 nucleotides long. It is a transcript of the gene tmem243b, whose product is annotated as transmembrane protein 243, mitochondrial b. The coding region runs from base 333 to 713 and encodes 126 amino acids. Lineage: Eukaryota; Metazoa; Chordata; Actinopteri; Siluriformes; Bagridae. The transcript is spliced from 6 exons. The record is from RefSeq and is a predicted model, not a curated record.
GUCAUAUCCGUUUUUAAAAUUUGCAUACAUAGGCGAUAAUAUGCUGCCCUUUACCCCGAGGAUUACGAGGGUUAUAAUAAAUUAAAUCAGAAAGCCUGAUUUAAUUUAUUAGAGAGUGUUUUUUUCCUGAGGUUUUUUUUUGCUGUUUUCAGUCAACAUGAUGUUUUUUUGUUUUUUAACCUGAACCUUAAGCAGUUAAGAGAUACAUGAAAGACAUUUCCUGCUCAUUUCUUACAGAGAGCUCACCUCUGAGGAUGUGCUGCUGCUGAAGGAGUAUGUAGUUCCUGCCUUCACUCAGAAAGAGAAAGAGAGAAGGGAAGCUGGGAGAGAAGAUGGAGGACUUCACCACGCGGACGUACGGCACCAGUGGCCUGGAUAACAGACCUCUGUUCGGGGAGACUUCAGCACGGGACAGGAUAAUCAAUUUAGUUAUUGGCGGACUCGCAUCUCUGCUAGUGAUAGUGACCAUUAUCAGCGCUUUCGUCUUUCCCUCACUGCCUCCAAAGCCACUGAACAUUUUCUUUGCUGUCUGUAUUUUGCUGAUGUGCAGCUCAGUGCUGGUUCUGAUUUUCUGGUACAGACAGGGAGACCUGGAGCCUAAAUUUCGCAACCUUAUCUACUAUAUGCUCUGUUCGAUCGUCUUGCUAUGCAUAUGUGCCAACCUUUACUUCCACGACGUGGGACGUGACAAAAAGUCCAACGCCUUAUCCUAGGAACACGAGGAACUUUACCGUGGAGGUAGAAGCCGUUCGUCUUUCAGCACAAUGAAACGGGCGACACUUUCUUACCUCCAGCCCCCGUGCUGUCGUCGCCAGGGCCAAGUCUGCCUCAGCAGGCCUUUUGAUCGGACCAACAGUGUUCUAAAUGUGAAUAAUGUGUAUUCUGUAGCACGGCGGAUGCGUAUGCAGAUGUUUUGCAUCCCGAGUGCCGUAUAUUCCUGCAUUGCUAUAUGACACCAAUGUAAUCACCAGACUGUUCUUGACUAUAAGCCAUGGUUAUAUGCUGCAGAAAACAUUUUAUAUUUGUAUUAUUAUUAUGUUUGAUCUACAUUCCUGAUCGAGAUCUCUUGUGUGUCUGAUGCAAUUGACGCUGAAGCACUUACCAAAUCAGAGACAGGGAGAGACACCGCUUGGGUUACUGCGCUCUCUGCACACUGUGUCAUUUGAUAUGGCCAAGAUUAAUGAUUGUUGAUAUUUCAUUUCUAAUGUGCAUUUUAUGUAAGAAAUAAACCCUGAUUCCCAUG